CAGAACGAGGAGCCGAGACGCUCUAGGUCUCAACGCUCCUUCCAACGGUAACAACGAAUCCGAGCUCGAACAGGACGAUUCUGCGAAGCUCUGAUACUAGCCCUUUACUGUCAGGUAGGUAUCAGAGGACAAUUCCCUGAGUGCCGCGACGCCCGGGGCGUCUUGAGUCUUUCGACAUCUUGCAACAACCUUCGACCAUGCGUCAAGCAGUCAACUUGUGGCUGUUAAGCUUGAUUUUGUUGUGCUUGAUAUCGUCGCUGCUCUCAAUUCCGCUGAGAAUUGUAGCCCGAUGGAGAAGACAGUCUGUACAGACGGAUGACUGGGUCAUGAUCUUGACGGGGAUUCUGUUUAUCCCAUGUGCAGUCCUCGCUCUACUUUCGACCUCGAAAGGGCUUGGAAUGCGGGACAGCCAAUUGUUUCCGGACCAGAUAAUUACAGCAUCGAUGUAUUUCAGCAUCUUCGAUCUUUUCUACUGCAUCACCCUUGGACCGCUCAAAAGCAGCCUUUGUUUGACCCUACUGAGAUUUGCUAGGGGAAGGAAGAUGCGUCAAGUCAUCUACUUCAUGGUCGCAUUCAACAUUAUCGCAGCCGUGGCAUGCUUUGCAGGCUUGAUGGCGAUGUGUCGACCGUAUCAUACCAAUUGGCGACAUUUCUACGACUUUCCGGAGUAUCCAAGACAGGGCUCUUGCUUCAGCGGAUCCGUCAUCCGAACUCUGGUGUACAUCUUGACAGCAGUAACGUCAAUCUCUGACUUGGUCUGCGUCAUCAUACCGGCCGUUCUUUUUUGGAACACUCAGAUGGACCGGCAAAAGAAGAUCAUGGCUUGGGCGCUACUCAGUCUAGGUCUACUCGCCUCAGUUGCGACUUUGGUUCGACUUCCUUUCACGCCUUAUUUUGACGCGAAGAAAGAUCGCGUCUGGGGUCUUGGAAUGGCCACACUCUGCUGCUGUGUCGAGAUUGCCCUGGGAAUCUUCGCCGGGUGCGCGCCAGCCAUCAAACCUUUCUUCAUUGCUGUCAUAAGCAGUAUCAAGUCACAGCUUGAUUCUGUGAGGACGGGAUCUUCACGUCCAGACAGGCCAACAACCAUGAUCGCUGGUCCAAACGGCUUGACCGACUUCUCCUACAACACUGCGGACCUGAAAAUGAUACACUCGCCCAGAGGUGACGUUGUCGAAAUUACCUCUACCCACGGCUUGAGUCCUUGGGAAGAGGAGCCUACUCCAAUAUAUCCACUUGAAAUUAGUCGGCACACGGUUUAAAACACUGGCAGAAUACAUGAUCCUCGUCCAUCACGAAAACAGAGGUCCCGGGCCGACACUCCGCGACGGCGCGGGGCAGAUUUGGCAGACCCCACCAUCACAUGCUGGGUAAACAUCCCGCGGCUAAAAGCGUCGCGGA
Aureobasidium subglaciale EXF-2481 is the source of this 1398-nucleotide messenger RNA. RefSeq lists its product as uncharacterized. The coding region runs from base 198 to 1259 and encodes 353 amino acids. The transcript has 3 exons. NCBI's taxonomy places the organism in Eukaryota, Fungi, Ascomycota, Dothideomycetes, Dothideales, Saccotheciaceae. The record is from RefSeq and is a predicted model, not a curated record.